GACCCGUAUUCGCCAGAAAAGUUCAAUGACAACAUCAAGAUGGCGAUAGGCUACGUAGACCUCAUCUCCAGGCUUGCGCAGAGCACAAUAGACGGAAUAGAACAAGUAUUCCACGCAUCCCCGGAAUCAAACCAUCUUGAGGUGUCGAAGAAUCUGGAGAUGCUCCGUCAAUACAUCGAAGGGCUCACUGUUCACCUCGCCUCAUCUGGAGUUGGUGCGCUCCCUAUUAUCACAUUUCCUGGAGACGGAUCUGCUCCAACGAUACCAAGCGAAGCGACCUUACUAGAGGAGACGUCAAAGGCUGUUAAUGUUCUUUACGCACGCCAGAAGCAGAUCCAGGAGAAUAGCGGAACCGUUGCAAGCCUUCUGUCUGCUCCCGAGAGUUCUCGUCGUUGAACGUCUUUCGGUAUAUUGGACACCGUUUCCUUCUGGCUUUGUUUGACCUUGUUUGUUGUGUGGAUAUCUAACUUUGGAACGGAAUAAUGGAGUACAUCGUUGGCUAUGAUUACGAUAACUUCCAUAUCCGCUCAAUGUUAGCGUGUUCCAGGCUAUACAGUGGUCUUCAUGGAGUCAAGAUGGACAAAACGUCCAAGCUUGGUCGUUAUUAGAAUUCAGCACAAUCUUGGAAUAACGACUGGAAUUGGAACUUGUACCAUACUCAACUACAAAGCACUUGUCAGUUCUAGUAUGUACCGAUAUUG
Messenger RNA from Fomitiporia mediterranea MF3/22, 701 nucleotides. RefSeq lists its product as uncharacterized. The record is from RefSeq and is a predicted model, not a curated record. NCBI's taxonomy places the organism in Eukaryota, Fungi, Basidiomycota, Agaricomycetes, Hymenochaetales, Hymenochaetaceae. The coding region runs from base 40 to 396 and encodes 118 amino acids. The transcript is spliced from 3 exons.